AUGGAAAAAGGCGCCAUUAGUUCAUGGUCUAAAGAAAAAUUAGAAGAUCAAUAUUUACGAUUGUACGAUGAUUAUUUAACAUUGAAAAAACAUGCAUGUAAACAAGAGGAACGUAUUAAAAAAAUGGCCACUAAAAUUCUACGUUUAGCUGGUGACAGGAAAGAAUCUGAUCCUGGUGGUGUAUGGAAAGAAGAUUAUCAAGAACAGAUUGAAGUGUUGGAGCGAAAAAAUGCAGCAUUAACAAGAAAAUUAACUUUAGUACAAAAUCAAUUAAAUGUUCAAAAACAAAGAAUUGGUUGUUUACCAAAUUCCGCUAGAAAAGCUAGUUCUGCAACAUUUCAUUCAACAAGUCGUCAUUCGACUGCCGGUGAAAAACCUGUCAAUAAUGCUGCCAAUGUUAUACAAAUGUUACGUUUUCAAAAUUCCGCUUUUGAAAAAACUGUACAAAAAUUAUCGGAACAAUUAAAAGAACGUGAUGAAUUAAUUGGUCAAUUAAAACAAGACUUGGAAAUCAAAGAGAAAAUGCACACGAAUGAUUUAUUUACACUGGGUGAACAAGUCACAUCAAAACAAAGAAUUGCUGUCCAAGAAAAUAUCGAUUUAAUUCGUACACAAAGAGAAUUACGUGAGAAACAAUUAAAAAUCACAAAUUUAGAAGCACGUGUUCGAGAAGCUGAAUCAAAUUAUGACAUCACAAAAUCAACCAAUCGUCAAUUAGUUUCGGAAAUUGAACGUUUAACACGUGAAUCUAGUCAAUUAGAACAAAAAUUAUUCCGUUUGGAAUCGGAUAGUAAUGUAGCGUCGAAACAACAGUUGAAAAUUUUAGAACUUCAAUAUGCAUUGGAUGAUGCAAAACGUGAAAAUCAAGCAUUUAAAGAAUCCAAUGAAAAAUUAAUAGCAAAUGCAUUAUCUGCUGGACCUGAACAACAACAACAGCAACAUAAUUCCACAUUGAAAGAACAAAAACUUCGUGGACAAAUUAAUCAUUUAGAAAUGAUGGUACAUAAUUUACAACAACAAUUAUUCAAAAAACAAGUUGAACAUCAACGAAACUUAUUACCGUCAUUCAACAAUGAUCAAUGUGUUGAUGAAGAGCAAAUUAUAUUGAACAAUGCACAAUUGAAUAAAUUAGAAAGUGUACCAAUAAUUAAACAAGGCAAUCAAUCAAAUUCCAAUGAACAAUCAUCAUCAAUAAUGAUGACAACACCAAUUCAAAUGUUUGCUCAAAUCACUGGAUUUACUGUUGACGAACUGGAAGAUGCUAUCAUGGUUUUAAGAGAACGUAAAUCUAAAUCUCAAACAAUCGAUGCAGAUCUACCUAUAAAUGUGAAUAAAUAUUUAUUAGAUCAAAAUAGAGACCCAUUAAAAGAAUUAAAUGAAGCUGAAGCUUUACAUGCGGAUACAAUUGCUGAGUUGGAAAAAACACGAAAAUUAUUAAGUGUUCAAUAUAAUAUUAAUAAAGAUUAUCAAGUGGAAAUAAAAGAACUAACUGAUAGAUUGACCGAGUUUAAAUCUGAAUCAGAUCAACGUAUAAGUGAAUAUGGAAAAUUAUUAAAUAUUCGAGCUGAUCGAAUAAAACAAUUAGAAAAUCAGUUGCACGAUUUAGCUUAUGGCUCAUCGAAUAAACGUAAGAAUAGUCCAUUGUCCAUUGAAAAAGUCACAACCGAAGAUGAUUUAGAACCAGGAGAAAGUUUAAUUGAGUUACAUAUUGGUCAAUUACAAAUAUUACCAUCUGUACUGCACAAAUAUCAAAUGAGCAAUAAAAAUACCGACAAUAUUGACGAAUCCAUAAUGCAUGCAUUUUUAACAUGGGAUUUUUAUGAUUUCGAAACACAAGCCACACCAAUUGUACAUGUUCAACAUUCAAUAGAUAUCAAUAUGACAGUACAAUAUCCAGUUGAAGUGAAUGAUACAUUAAUGAAUUAUUUACUAAAGGAACCAUGUACUGUAGAAAUGUAUCAAGUUAUCAAUUCUAGUUAUCGUACUAUUGCUGUUGGUAAACUUGAUUUCUCACAAUUAUUCAGUGGAAAAGAUGAUACUAUUGAAUUAAAAAAUGAUCAAGGUGGUGUUGUACGUCGUCAAGGUCAGUUAGAUUUAUUACUAAACUGUUGUACUACUCUGGAUAAUAAUUCUGUAAACAUACAAGAAAAAACAGAACAAAUUAAAUUAGGAACAUUAGACUAUUGGAUACGUUUAUGUACACCAAUGGCAGAUUCAAUUAAACUUUAUAAGCAAAGAUUUCAACAAUUGCCUGGUUUAAUUUCAACCAAUCAUAAAUCUACCAUCAUCACUAAUCAAUGUUCAAUCGAUUCUUCAUCAUCUAGAAAUUUACUGACAAUUGAAAUUAUAAAAAUCACAAAUUUAUUAUUAUUACUAAUGAAUAAUAAUCGUUUGAAUAAAUUACUACCAUCUAGUUAUUUUGUUUAUCAAUUUUAUGAUCAAUUAGAGUAUGCUUCAAAAAUUAUCAGUGAUAAUUAUUCACCUGUAUUUAAUGAUCAUUGUGUCAUACCAGUUGAGAUGGAUGAGAAACUUGAUCAUUAUUUAAGAACAGAAAAUUUAAAAAUUUACAUUGUCGAUAGUGCAGAUCCUUCACCGGAAACAAGUUGCCUUGGCAUAGCUUUAAUCCCGUUGAUUGGUUUAGUGAAUCAGAAUCAACAAAUUGACGGUGUAUUUGAAAUUAUUCCUUUGUCUACAUACAUGAAACAACAAGAACAAUUACCAUCAAAUCAGUUAGGGAAAUGGAAUCAAAUCAACGAAAAUUCACACAAUUGUGGUUUAUUAUACGUAAAAAUGUAUUGGAAACAACCUUACAUUGUUACUCAUGUUAACAACAAUUCUAAGCCAUUAGUAUAUAAUCAAACAAGCAUGGAAGAAUCAAAUGAUUUAGAAAUGGAACCAGUGAAACAAGUUGCAGAGAAACCUUAUGUUGCUCAACAAGAAUCUCCUAAGAAAAUUCACCAACAAUCAACAUUAUCAUCAACUUCUCAUGUUUCAUUUGCAAAGCCUGUUGAUAAAUUGUAUCCAAGUGAUAAGUUGUCUCACGAUACAGUUAAUCUAGAUCAGAUCGUUGAAAAUAGUCCGGAAAAAAUUGUCCAUACAACGGAUAAUCAGAUCCCAGUUCAAUCCAACAAUAAUAAUAGUUCAAUGAUCAAUAAAAACGCUGAUGAAAAUUUAUCAUCAUCAUCGCUAAAACAAACUGAACGCGGGAAUCCCAAAGAAAAAUCGAUUGUUCCAACUCCACAUCCUCGAACAAAAACAAGUGAAUUGAAUGAAACAAAAUUACAUUUAACAUUGAACAAUUCCAAUUUAAAAGAUGAGAUCAAUUUGAAUGCAUUAGAAAAUACUUCACAGAAUACUACAACUACUACUACUACUACUACUACUAGUACACCGAUCAAUAAAAACAUUGUCAAAAACACUGACUCAUCAUUUUCAACUACUACACCUUCAUCACUAUCUAUCAAUGAUGAAAAUCAUGUGAAAAUUGAACUACAUGGUUUACAAUUAACAGAUUUAACGUCACUGUCAAAAAAUCACACUACACUACCAUGUCAAAUAUUUGUGGAAUAUUCAUUUCUUGGUUGCAAAGAACCAUUUGAAACUGGUUCUUAUCCACUAGUUGAAUGGAAAGAUAAUAAUGAUAAGAAUAUUUUGAAAGCAAAUUUCUAUUACAGUAAACUAUUUCCAGUGGACUACACCAAUAACUAUGAACGUAGACAAUAUUUAGCAAGUUACCUAUUACCAGAAGAUCCAAACAACGGUAAUUUAAUGUUUAUCAUUGUUAGUGAACCAUCCACGUCGACUACACAAUCAGCUGAAUGUGAAGAGAUUGGUUGUGCGAUGAUUAAUCUGAGAGAAAUUAUACAAAAUCAUUGUGAUAUUGAUCAUGUAUUUAUUCCAAUUACAGCUAUGAAAACUAUCAAUAAUGAUGAAACACAGAGUUUACAUGAUGAAAUCGGUAGACUUUGUGCAUCAUUUCAUGGAUUAGCUGCGCUACAAGCAAUUAUUGCUGAAAUGCCUCAAGUGAAAUUGGCCAUUUAA
Molecule: messenger RNA, 4041 nt
Organism: Schistosoma turkestanicum
Lineage: Eukaryota; Metazoa; Platyhelminthes; Trematoda; Strigeidida; Schistosomatidae
Source: the annotation of a GenBank genome assembly